CAGUGCAUUGCCAUAACACAGCUACCGCUUCAUAUAACAAGACCCUUGUCUACUGACAUCCAGCAGCAACACGGCUGUGGCCACUGUAGACUACCAGACACACCGCCAUAGACAGACAGUCACACCGCCAUAGACAGACAGUCACACCGCCAUAGACAUACAGUCACACCGCGGGACAAGGCAUUGCACACUUCAGUCAUGUCACACAGAGAGAUACUACAACGAAAUCACGUGUACCUGAAGGAACACCUGGAUGUGGACACGAUUCUGGAUGAACUGUUUCAAACGGAGGUGUUCAGCCUUACGGAUAAAGAAAGGUGCAUAGGUAAAAGUGGACUAGCUGCCCAGAGCGAUGAACUGUUAAGCAUUCUGCACCGAAAAGGUAGAAAGGGAUACGACACCUUCCUUCAGAUACUGGAAAAGGUUCAGCCCUACAUUAAAGAUCAUCUCGAGGGACGGGAAUCAAGCGAUUCACAUACUGCCAGUGCUCCAGACAAACAACUGGCGGAUCAGCUGGAGCGCCUAAGAAUGGAAAAUGAUAAGUUGAGAAUGGAGGCAGCCCGACGUGAGAAGUCUCAUAUACAGCUGAAAUCAUCACAUGAGCAGGUCAAAACGUCUCUUAGACAGGUCAAAGCGUCCCAUAAGACGGUCAAAAAGGAGAUUGAGAUGUUAAAGAACCAACAACUUCAGAAGAGUCAAGGGGCAGCAGCGAGUGACAGAGCAAGAAUUCCCGAUUCCAAGUUGGACCCAGCUUAUAUGCCGACGGGUAUUUCCAAUGACGGCGCCUACCAUAAGCUGAGGUUUCCAGGACAAAACAUCACUCUACAGUGUCCUAAACUACAACUGUCCGCUGAUCGAGCCAACACAGACUGGUGCCACGUAACUACAGGCGGUGAGCUGGUGAACUCGCCACCCGCCACACAACACAGACACAGCGGCAGGUUACGGCAAUAUUGGGGUACAUGUGCCUCCACCCCCAUCCCCCUUCCUCCAUCCCCCUCUACUGUCACCCCUGUCCCCCACACACCACGAUACUGGGAGACCGACUCUAGGGUGGGUGUGGUGGGUGUGAUGGGUAGAGUGUAUCUACUCCUGGAGAUGGGUGUGAUAGAGAAGAGCCAGGUGGACAGUGAGGUGUAUGUUUGUGACCAGCCCCGCUCCUGGUGUGUCUGUGUAGGGAGCUGUCCCACACACCAGGGGAGUCUCUGUACCAGUGUGUGGCAGCAGGGGGAGGAGGGGGAGUGUUACAGUAACACAAUGUCUGCUACACCCGGCACACAGGCCACCCUCCACUAUGGCAUUGUGCUGGAUGUGGGGAGGGGGAGACUCGCCUUCAUAGACCUCGACAGAGAGGUUGUUUUGGCCAAGAUGGAUGUUGAGUGGAGCGAGUCUCUUCUUCCCAUGUUUGGUGUUGGGCUGCCUGGUGUCCACACAGUCAACAUGAAGGUGAUAAGUGGUGCAGAUAUCACCAUGACUGACACCAAGAAGUCACUUAUUUAUGACGCCUUGAAUUAGACAAUAAAAUAAAUAUGACAUUGUGUAAACUUGUAAGUGUGACUUAUUUUUUUAAACUGUCAAAUGUAAUUGUAGUGAUUGAGGCGGACGUAUAAGUUGUCUGUCUAUGUGCUGUUUGUUGUGUACAAGAAUGUAACGAGGUCAGCUGAAUGUGAUGUUUUUCUACUUGACUGGAUUCAGGGGGAUGUUACAAACAUUUUACAUCCACACAUGACUAUUGUUAUGAUUAUUAUUCUGCAGUAGUUGACCAGUUUAUCAUACAUUUCAUACAUGUCUGGGAAAUGUCACAACAAAUAACUGAAUCCACAAAUUCAUCAAAAGUUGUUUCAAAUCAUGAAUUUAUUGCCAUGUUUAGUUUCUACUCUGUAAUGUAAAUGUUUUAAAUCCCCACAUGAACAGUUGUGAUGAAAUUAUUGUAGUUGUGAAUCCACAUACGUCACAUUUGAUCUCAGUGAAGAGAUGUGGUGAAAGUGAUAGAAGCGGACAUAGAAUGUCCCAAGUUUCAGUGUUGUGACCUGGGCUACAAAGUUCACUGUGUUGAUUCACAUGUCGUCUCUCUCACUGUGUCUACCCUCUUGUUGCUAUAACUGUCUUAAAAUAUAUAUUUCCUGAUUCAAGGUGUUGUUUACACAUGUCUACGUCAAUGAUUCAAUGAUAAUAUACUCUCC
Molecule: messenger RNA, 2183 nt
Organism: Haliotis rubra (blacklip abalone)
Lineage: Eukaryota; Metazoa; Mollusca; Gastropoda; Lepetellida; Haliotidae
Exons: 6
Coding region: 199-1515 (438 amino acids)
Biological process (GO): regulation of apoptotic process
Source: RefSeq, a predicted model, not a curated record